AGGAUGAUCAGAGCCGCUUCCCCGAGGAUCUGACUUCAGACCGAGAACAGAGCAGCUUCUCUCUGGAGGAACCUCACGAUCGAGCGUCGCUGAUCUGCUGGUUUAGAAGAAGCAAAGCGAGACCGGUUUACUUUUAGUUUCUGUCUCGUCACGGUCCACUGCUGCUGCGGCUGCUUCUACACUUUUGUUUCUGGACAUUGCAACAGGUCAGCAGAGAGUCGCUGUCCUGCUACACUUGAGAGAUGUUGGACGGAAUCAAAAUUGAAGAUCAGUUCAGAACUGGAGCAGAGCCUUUAGGAGUGAUGCUGGGUUCAGACUGCGUCCAUCAGAGUGUGUGUGAGGGAUGUCACAGACCGAUCUCUGAUCGCUUUCUCCUGCGCGUGAACGACAGCUCGUGGCACGAGGAGUGUCUGCAGUGCUCGGUGUGUCAGCAGCUUCUCACCAUGAGCUGCUACUCCAGAGAUCACAAACUCUACUGCAAACACGACUACCAACAGUUGUUUGCAGCCAAAUGCAACGGCUGUCUGGAGAAGAUCGCUCCCACUGAGUUUGUGAUGCGCGCACUAGAAAGUGUGUACCAUCUAGGCUGCUUCUGCUGCUGUGUGUGCGAGCGACAGCUGUGUAAAGGAGACGAGUUCGUCCUGAAGGAGGGACAGCUGCUGUGCAAGAACGACUACGAGAGAGAGAAAGACCUACUGCACUCGGUCAGCCCGGACAUGUCUGACUCCGAUAAAAGUGAGGAUGAAGAUCUGGAUGUGAAGCCGGAGAAAGGAGCGGGAGGUCAGGGCAAAGGCGGUGAUGACAGCAAAGACCCACGCAGACCCAAGAGACCUCGCACCAUCCUCACCACCCAGCAGCGGCGCGCUUUCAAGGCCUCCUUCGAGGUGUCGUCCAAACCCUGCAGAAAGGUCAGAGAGACCCUGGCAGCUGAGACCGGGCUGAGUGUUAGAGUCGUCCAGGUGUGGUUUCAGAACCAAAGAGCAAAGAUGAAGAAAUUAGCACGCCGACAACAGCAGCAACAAGACCAGCAAAACACUCAGAGACUGGGACAAGGUACUAAACACACACACACAAUCACACACACACACACACUCACGCACACACACACACACACACACACACACACACACACACACUCAUCUGAUGGUGUGUUCUCUGCAGAUGUGAUCUCAAGCCGAAUGGAGAAUCUGAUGAACUCUUACACGCCGCUGGCUCCGCCUCCACAGCAUCAGUUAGUCUCCAUGGAGACCAGCGGAUACAGCACAGACCCGUUCCAGCAGGGCCUGACCCCUCCACAGAUGCCCGGAGAUCACAUGAAUCCAUACGGAAACGACUCGAUUUUCCACGACAUUGACAGUGACACGUCUCUGACCAGUCUGAGCGACUGCUUCCUGGCCGCGUCCGAGGUGGGAUCGCUCCAGACCCGCGUGGGGAACCCCAUCGACCGCCUCUACUCCAUGCAGAGCUCCUACUUCGCCUCCUGAAACCAAACCCUGAGACUAAACACUGCAAACACUACCUAACAGCCAGUCAAACCUCCAGUAAAAGGCCAACCAGAAUCCCGAGGCUGUAAGGACAAGAAAACCAAACCAAACCAAACGACUCGUGCUACAGAUGAAAGCAGACCUCGGCUUUGCUGAGGAGGUCUCGAGUCUAACCAGCUUCAGAGAUGUGCUGGCCAGGCCAAUGUGAAGAUGAGAUGAGAAGAAGGAAAACAAAUCCUAACCAAAUAUUUCUAGAGGAGCUACAGGACAAAACACGUUUAGAUCGUAAAUAGACAAAUGCAAUACAUGCAAAAAAGUUGAAAACACUGCAUACAGUACAACAAUGCUGUCGCUGAAUAUGGAUUUCAAGAGAAACUCAAGCCGAAACAGCUGUGUGUUGAUAAAGACGACUAGCUAUUUAUUACGUACAUGUGCCAAGUAAACCUGCAAAGCUUUAUUUAAGACAAAUUGUGUUAGAGUAAGUGCCAUAAACAUCUUGAUGUAAGUCUCUGGAAGAGAGUGUAGUAUUACUGUUGAUGUUUAAAGAUGUAUAUGUUUAUCUCGCUGUGCUAUUUAUUUGUCCUUUGCAUUCUCGGUCACUGUAGAGGAUGCAUUUCUGCUCAAACGUGCUAAAUUUACCAAAGUUUGUUGGUACUAAAAAUAAAUAAAAAAAUCUAAAAUCUUA
Molecule: messenger RNA, 2169 nt
Organism: Carassius gibelio (silver crucian carp)
Lineage: Eukaryota; Metazoa; Chordata; Actinopteri; Cypriniformes; Cyprinidae
Product: LIM/homeobox protein LMX-1.2-like
Exons: 7
Coding region: 243-1484 (413 amino acids)
Biological process (GO): regulation of transcription by RNA polymerase II; neuron differentiation
Cellular component (GO): nucleus
Molecular function (GO): RNA polymerase II transcription regulatory region sequence-specific DNA binding; DNA-binding transcription factor activity, RNA polymerase II-specific
Source: RefSeq, a predicted model, not a curated record